GACGGAAGCGUUCAUUGUGUGAAAACAGAGAGGGAAGAAAAUGCACUCGGAGCAACUUCCAACUUAAUGAAAGGUUUUAUUUUAAAAUACAAAGUGAAGAACCCCCUGUUUGUAGGAAAAAAAAUGAGGAAAGAGAAUCCUCACUGAUGCUAAAUUCUGUGCAACAUUUUUUUUGCAACAAGGGAAUAAUUCUACAUUUUAUUUAUUUUUGCAACAUCGGGGGAGAAGUGGAAAGCAGGGAUGAAGAGUUGCAAGAAAAAAAUGAGUGUGUGAGAAGAGAAAGAGGAAAUAAUAAAUUAAUCAGAAAAGAAACUCGCAGCUUUUGCCGGUCGAAGAAUGGCUUCGAAGGAGCGGCUGUACGAGCUCUGGAUGUUGUACUUCACCAAGAAGGAUCCUCACUACCUGCAGCAAUGGCUUGAAGCUUUUGUCACCUCCUUCGAACGAAUUAUUGACGUCAGCUCUUAUGAACCACUGCAGCGAAGACCUGAAGAGAUGGCUGCAGAGAUUCCACUGUUGCCAGGCAAUGUGCUUCAAGUUCUGAGCCAGCAACUGAGUCAAUGUGUACAGAGAUUAUCCACCGAGGAGGCCGAGGCAGGCCUUGGACAAGCGCUCCUCCUGAUAAAGUUUCUCAUUAUUAUCUGCAGAAAUUUGGAAAAUAUUGAAGCAAAAGUCACUCCGACCUUCAUCCCAGAGGUUGUUAACCUACUGGCUGUGUGCACUUCUGAGUUAAAGAAGGAAACACAGGAGAAGGUUUUACCAGAGAGCUCAAAGGUCGAGCAGUUAAUGAUGUAUGCACUGCACCUGUGUGAAUGCCUCUUUGAUCCAUAUCAAAUCUGGAGGCGACACUUGGGGGGAGAGAUUAUCAGUUCCAUGGAAAGGAGUAAAUAUAAAUUUGCACCAGCUAUUUUACCUCAGGAAUUCAACACAUUCUUCCAUGAAAGUUUCAAAGACAGCCAGAGCUUGCCAAAGACAAUCCACCUGCGACUGAUAUAUCUCUAUGGAGCCAUUAUCAGUGGGAGUAAGCAAAAUGCACUACUUGCCAUCACCCCGACAUCCAUUGAGGUGCUUAUGCUGGUUCUCAGGACCUCAUGUGACACAGGAACUCAGGAGCAAAAGGACACCAGGCUGUUGCAAGUUGCCUUGAAGUGCCUGAUUGGAAUGAUCCACAUUCUCCAUGCCAGUAGCCUUGACCAGAGGAGAGUGACGAUCAAAACAAUAUUGGACAGCUACUUUAAGUUGUUGAAUGCUGACAGGCCAGUGGCAGUCUUGGAAGGGGGGACAAAAAGCCGACUAGAGGACGGCUUCAUCACCCUGCGCAUCAACAUGCUUAGUGCUAUCUCCGAAAUGUUGAACUGUAAGGAUCGACCUGUGCUUCAGGCAGUGUUUCUUAAUAACAACUGCUUUGAGCACGUCAUCCGACUCAUCCAGAACAGCAAGCUCUAUGUAAGCAGUAGGUCUAAGGAUGACAGCAAGGUUGGGAGUGACCUUGCCACUCAGUUACUGACUGAAAUCAAUCUCAGCAAGGUAUUCGAGAAAGAGUCAGACUCCAUUACAGUGCAUGCUAUCAGAGUGCUAACAGCAAUAAUGAAGAACUCGCCUUCUGCCAAGGAGGUGUUCAAGGAGCGGAUUGGUUACUCACAUCUGUAUGAAGUGCUGAAAAGCCAGGGAGAGCCAACAAAGCGUCUCCUGCAGGAACUCAUGAACAUGGCUAUUGAAGAUGAGAACAUGACCUCCCUCAUCACAAUCAAUAAUGAGCAGCCAUUGUUGAUCCUGGUGCAGUGGAUUCCCGACCUAGAAUCUCGCAAUCUACAGAUCUUUGUCUCCGACUGGCUGAAGAAAGUGUGUGGCGCUACCCUGCGGACUUGCAUGACCUGCGUGAAGGCCGGGAUGCUCAGCUCCACACUGGCAUCAUUGGGCUGCUAUUCCCAGCUUGACAGGAAGUGUGGCGAGAACCUUAUUGACUUGCUAGAGGUACUGGGUAGCCUCUCCAUACAACCUGGAGAACUUUGUCAGCUAAUAAAACUACUUCGGACCGAUGAUGACAAAGCACAUCCAUACUCCGCCCGUGUCAUUCGGGCCUUAUCAGCUAUGGCGAGGAAGGAUGGGUCUGAAAGCGUGCUGCAGUAUUUUGAUCUGACUCCCAGUAUGGCUGGAAUAAUGGUUCCUAUCAUUCAGAAGUGGCCGGGUAAUGGUUUUGCUUUCCACACGUGGCUCUGUUUGAAUGAGGAGCGGGAAGAUAAUUGCUUAUUCAGCAAGAGACCGAAACGAAAACAACUGUACAGUUUCUUUACAGCAAGUGGGACUGGGUUUGAGGCCUUCUUCACAUCGGAUGGGAUGCUGGUUGUUGCGGUUUGCACAAAGAAAGAAUAUAUGACUGUGGCUCUUCCAGAAUUCUCCUUUAGUGACUCACUCUGGCACUGCAUUGACAUUAUUCACAUCGCAGGACGCCGACCUUUCGGGCAGAAUGUGGUAAAUAUCUACGCAGACGGUUCUCUGAGGAAGACGGCGCAGCUACGGUUUCCUUCACUAAAUGAGCCUUUCACAUACUGCUGCAUUGGAUCAGCUGGUCACAGGACAACCACAACAGUUAUUACCUCUCCCACCCAGUCUCCUGAACUCUCCUUCACCUCGCACACCCCUCUCAACCGUUCUCAGUCCUUUCCAGCCAGCUUUGCAUCUCCUAUGAGAGGCUCCACCUCGUCUCAAGCCAUUGUGAAUACGAUCAUGGCUGGCACUCAGGAUACAGAGUGGGGCACACCAACCUCCCUGGAAGGACAGAUGGGAUCCGUAUUUGUGUUCCAUGAGGCCCUGCAGCCAGUGCAUGUCAAAGCAUUUUUUAAUGCAGGUCCAAACAACCUGUUGCCAUUUAAGCCUGACAGUGAGCUGUCAGAUCUGAGCAGCAAGCUGCUCCUUCAUUACAGUCCCAAGGCCUGCAGAAAUCAAAUUUGCUUGGACCUAUCCACAAACCACUUGUAUGAUGGAAGGUUAACCGGGCACAAUACAGUCAACUGGGAUAUUAAGGAUGUGAUCAACUGUAUGGGGGGGAUGGGCAUCCUUCUACCACUGCUGGAACAAGUGGCAUCCAAAAGUGACGAUUCAGAGGAGAAUCAAGAGACGACUGACCUGGUAGGACCAGAACUGACGUCUUCACAGAACAUCCAAGGGAUGCUCCUGCCACUCGGAAAAUCUUCAGAGAGCAAAUUGGAGAGGAAUAGCGUAGCUGCAUUCUUGCUACUGGUUAAGAACUUAACCCGAAACCAUACCAUAAAUCAGGAGAAUUUCAUCCAGUGCAAUGGCCCUGCUGUCAUAGGUGCCCUGCUACAAAAGGUUCCGAGCCACAGAGUGGAUAUGAAUGUACUCAUGGCCUGUCAGUUCCUGAUGGAGCAGGCAGCUAGUGAAGGCAAUAACCUCCUACUCCACUAUAUGUAUCAAUACCUGCUCUUUGACUUCCGCAUCUGGAGCCACAGUGACUUCGCCGUUCGAUUGGGGCACAUACAGUACUUAUCCACGAUUAUCAAAGAUCACAAGCAGCGUAUCAGAAAGCGGUACGGUGUGCAGUACAUACUGGAUUCCAUCCGGACACAUUACGGCCCACAAAAGGAUAACCAGGUCACAGCUGAUGUUAAAACUGUUCAACUGUCACUCUUCAACCUGGUGAAAGAUUUUAUCACCAAAGCAGUUUCAGCUGAGGAGUUGCACAGCAUCAUCUCUUACAUGGCAACAGCGAAUGAUGAUGAUCAGCUUUGUGGUAUUCUGGACGUCUUGCUCAGUUUGUUGAAGGGAGGUCCUUCACGAGACCAGCUCUAUACCUUGCUGUUUGACCCUGGCAAUGUGGAGGUCUUCUACUCAUUGAUCCUACAGAAGAAGUAUUCCGAUGAAGUGCGUGAGAAGAUCUUUAGGCUAAUGUAUAAGAUGUUGAAGUAUGAGAAAGUUCACGAGAGGUGCAAGCUGCGACUGAAGCUGAAGGACAUUGGUUACCAGGGUCUGACCUCCUUCCUGAAUGAUUUUCCUGCCUCAAUGUCACUUAUUCGGUGCCUGUCAGAACAGGUGCUAUGCUCGGAUCCCGUUCCAAAUUACAAGGACCUGAUUGCUGUAGUUUAUCUGUCUCACAAAGCAGACUUAACUGUGCGACUGGACGUCUGUCGAAAGCUGUUCCAUCUGAUUUACUCUCAGCAAGACAUUGUUCGCCAGUUAGCAAAACAGGCUGGAUGGCAGGACAACUUGACCAAACUCUAUGUGAAAGAAUCAUACGAAUCUCGAGAGGCCAGUCUAUCAAGCUCGUUCAAUAGCUAUUCUAUAGACUUACUUAAGAACUCAGAUCAGAGCCAAGACUUCAUCCAAGAGCAAGGCAAAGAGCUGAUCAAUCGCAUGAAUAGCCAAUCAGACUUCCAGGACUCUGAGGUCUUUCUCCCCUUCAAUAAAAAUCUCAAUGAAGACAUUUCAGAAGGGCAGUCUGACCUCUCCAUGUCUCCUAGCUUCCCCUCCAGCAAGAUGAAGUCCUAUGAUUCCUUUAACUUCAAGUCAUUUGAUUCCUUGGACCGCACAAGUCACUCCUCCACCAAUACAAUAGACAUCCCAGGCUCGAGUGAAGCUAUCCUCUCCGACAUUUCUGAAGAUGCUUUUUACCAGCCUUUGUCACCUUUCACACUCCCUUCCUUUGACUUGGGAACAGAAAUGGGGAGUACUAGUUCCUUUACCACCAUGGAGAGUGGUAACCUGACUCCAGUCAGCACAUCAGAAACGCCAUCACCUUUGGAGAAUUUCAAACCCUUCCCAGGGAUUCGGACAUGGAAAAGCUCCAGUCUCUCCAACGUCCUGGAUGACAGUAGCUACCAGGAAAAUCUCCCCAGUGACGAUGCUUCCAACACCAGCAAUCCACAGCAAACACCGGAAGAGGAACUUUGCAACUUGCUGACGAACAUUAUCUUCUCUGUAACAUGGCGAGGGGUAGAGGGCUCUGAGGAUGCAGCAUGGAAAGAGCGAGGGCAGAUCUUUUCUGUCUUGACCAAACUUGGGACAGCCUGCGAGCUGGUUCGUCCACCUGAUGAAAUUAAAAGAAGCCUGUUGGAGAUGAUGCUGGAGUCUGCAUUCUCUGACAUUAAGGAUGCCACGAACACUGCACUAACAAGUCACAUCCAAAACAUCCUGAAACUGCUCCGACUGCUUCAGGACUUUCUCUUUUCAGAAGGGCAGAGCAAUCAAGUGCUAUGGAGUGAAAAGAUUCUUGAAGGUGUUAUUAAUUUAUUGGACAAGCUAGCCGUUUGGCACCAUUCAGACAAUGGGACAUCAGACCUGAAGGAAAUGGCUCAGAUUGGCCUCAGGAUUAUCCUGGGCUAUAUUGUACAGGAAGACACGCAGGUGUGUGCAAUGGCCUGUGUUAAGCUUCAUAGCCUCCUUAAGACCAUGCCGAUAUGGAAGGAGGAGGCCUGCUUCCUGCUGGGAAAACUGGAUGUUCCCCUUACCAGAUCUAUCAAGGGUAAGACCGAGAUCUUCUCUUACCUAUUGCCCAUUGUCCGCACUCUCAUGGACCAGUGUUACCAGUUGCUUCAGCUGCAGUACCGGCUGCCAUCUCUGCCACCCACCAAUGGCAGCCCAACCUUUUUCGAGGAUUUCCAGCAUUUCUGCGUCACCACUGAAUGGAGAUUAUUCAUGGAAAGAAAUGUUCUGAACGUCAUGACUCAAUACGAGUUGGACACAUUUGCCAGAAGCCACAAUCAGAUGUCCAACUUCUGGAAUUCCUGCUAUGACUCUCUGAUGAGCAGCUCGCUACGUCGGGAGCAUGAGCGUGGAGAGAGCCGUUCCAAGUUCCAGGAGUUAAUGCUGGAGCCAUACUUGAAGCGUGUACGGUACGAGAAUGCUCGAUACAACAACAUUCUCAAACAGAUUACCAGUCACCACAGUGCUGUACUUCGGCAGUGGCAGUCAUUAAGGCGCCUCUUUACCUGCCAACGUGGGGCUUGGGCAGAACGCAAUCCAAUUGAAAUUAAAUGGAAACUAGCAAGUGUGGAGACAUACUCAAGGAUGAGGCUCAAGCUGGUUCCAAACUACAGCUUCGACAAGCAUGCAGAAGCCAGCGCCUUGCGGGAUAACCUUGGUACCGAUCAUGCAAGAAGUCCACCUGACUCUCUACCACUUGCAGUGGCAAAGAAGGCAAAAGUGAACGAGCUGGAAGAUGAUCAACUUGAAGACGAAGACCUUGUUUUCCUUAAUAACCAGGUUGAACCUGAGGAGCCCAGUCAAAAAGAGAAGUUGGUGAUUUCUGAGGAAUGUGAGCUGAUCACAAUUGUCGCAGUGAUCCCUGGACGCUUGGAGAUCACCACACAGCACAUCUAUUUUUAUGAUGGCAGCAUUGAAAAAGAAGAGACAGAGGAGGGAAUUGGGUAUGAUUUCAAACGUCCCCUGUCUCAUCUCCGAGAGGUACAUCUCAGACGCUAUAACUUGAGGAGAUCUGCUUUGGAGUUCUUCUUCAUUGACCGAUCAAACUACUUUGUCAACUUCAAAAAGAAGGUGCGAAAUAAAGUGUACUCGCGUAUCUUGUGGGCACGGCCCACCAAUCUCUUUGACUUCAACAGCCGCUCUCCCCAGGAACUGCUGAAAGCAUCCGGAUUAACUCAGGAAUGGGUUCAGAGAAAGAUCUCCAAUUUUGAAUAUUUAAUGAAACUCAACACCAUUGCAGGGAGAACCUACAAUGAUUUGUCUCAGUACCCAGUGUUCCCGUGGAUCAUCUGUGAUUACACAUCCGAGGAACUGGAUCUGAACAACCCAAAUGUCUUCCGCGACCUCUCUCGACCCAUAGGCGUGGUGAAUGAUAAGCAUGCAAAGGAUGUGAAGGAGAAGUACGAGAGUUUUGAAGAUCCCACAGGAGCUAUUGAUAAAUUCCAUUAUGGUACACACUACUCUAAUGCAGCUGGAGUCAUGCACUACAUGAUUCGGACAGAACCUUUCACUACCCUGCACAUCCAACUACAGAGUGGCAGGUUCGACUGCGCAGACCGUCAGUUUCACUCAAUCCCUGCAGCCUGGCAAGUCCGGAUAGACAAUCCCGUAGACGUGAAGGAGCUGACCCCAGAAUUCUUCUACUUCCCGGAAUUUCUAGAGAACCAGAAUGGGUUUGAUCUCGGUUGCCUGCAGAUGACGAGUGAAAACGUAGCUGAUGUUGUCCUUCCAAAGUGGGCAAAAUCCCCUGAAGAUUUCAUUUACAAGCACAGAAAAGCACUGGAGUCAGAAUAUGUCUCCACGAACCUCCACAAUUGGAUCGACCUGAUCUUUGGCUACAAGCAGAGAGGCUCUGCAGCUGUUGAAGCAUUGAAUGUCUUCUAUUACUGCACAUACGAGGGUGCGGUGGAUCUAGAUGCAAUUGCUGAUGAGACAGAAAGGAAGGCUUUGGAAGGGAUCAUCAGUAACUUUGGACAAACUCCAUGCCAACUCCUGAAGGAGCCACAUCCUCCACGUCUUACUGCAGAGAACGCUGCCCGACGCUUAGGACGAUUUGACUAUGCACCAAACGUCUUUGAGCACCUGGGCCAACUCAAACCCUUCUAUGUUGAGGGCAUCAGCGAUGAUAUUCCACUUGUGCAGGCCUUGGUGCCCAAAAAACAAGCGGACUCUUAUAUUACUCCAUAUGUUCUGGUCACAGUGAGUAUGAAUGGUUUGAUAGGAACACAUGGCUGGCUGCCAUACGACAAAAAAAAUUCCAAAUGCUUCACCUUCACCCGGGAUCCAAUCGCCUCCAAUGUAAAGACUCAGCGCUUCCUGUCAGGCCCUUUUGCUCCUGGUGUCUAUUUAUCGCCAAAGAUCCUGGCCGUUUCCCCUGAUGGAAAACUUCUCUUCAGUGGUGGUCACUGGGACAAUAGUCUCCGGGUUACAUCAUUGAGCAAGGGCAAAGUGACGGGACACAUCAUAAGGCACAUAGAUAUUGUAACAUGCCUUGCACUGGACCAUUGUGGCAUCUAUCUGAUCUCAGGAUCAAGGGACACUACCUGCAUAGUAUGGCAGGUCAUCCAGCAGGGUGGUUUUGCUUGUGGUCUGUCUCAGAAGCCAGUGCAGGUUCUCUACGGACACGACAAUGCAGUCACUUGUGUGGCCAUCAGCACUGAGCUUGACAUGGCGGUAUCAGGGUCAAAGGAUGGCACAGUCAUUGUGCACACAGUUCGACGGGGUCAGUUCAUGAGGACCCUGAAACUCCCCUGUGAAAGCACACUGCCAAUGACCAUUGAUGACCUUGUUAUUGGAUGUGAGGGCCAGAUCGUUAUUCACAGCAAUAUAGAAAGCAGGGCACCAUCAAGGGAUAAAAUGUUCUUGCACCUCUAUUCUGUGAACGGCAAGCACUUGGUCUCUGUGACUCUGGAUGAGCGGGUAUCCGCAAUGUGUAUCGUUGAAGAGUUUGUGGUGCUGGGCACUGAGCAAUGCUCACUGGAGAUCCGGGACCUUCAGAGCUUGAAGAGUGCAAUGCAGAAACUGGUCAUGAAGGUUCCCAUUCAUUGUGUCUCCAUUACCAAAGAUAACAGCCAUAUUCUAGUAGGAUUAAAUGAUGGAAAACUGAUUGUGGUGGCAUCAGAAAAACCCUCUGAGAUUCGGUCAAGUCAAUUUGCUAGGCGGCUGUGGAGUUCCACCAGGCGUAUUUCCCAAGUGUCGUCUGGAGAAACUGAGUACAACAAGACUGACACAAGCACAAAGUAGAACUCGCCCAUGACAGGCCACAUUCCAUCAAGAAUCUACCUACUGUUACAAUCUUCAUUAAAAAAAACGUUUCUAUUUAUUUAAAAACUUUAAAAAAACAUGAAAACUCAGCUAAGCUGGCAGGCUGAAGAAGCAUAAGGCUGUACUUCUUCAACCACAUGUGAUGUGCUGCAUUCACCAACCAAAGCGCCUGUUCGGAUCCAAAGGAUUUAAAAAAUUGAAUGUUUACAAGGAAUGUGGAAAAAGAAUCCGAUGCCUUAAUAAUGCAAGGACUUUUAAAAUAUUUUUUUUAUAGACAAUUGUCGAUCUUUGACAACAAUCUUCUCUCUGCACAAUGCAAACUUCUGGAUAUAUGUAAAAUGACAUGGUUAUUAUGAGGGUGUGAAGGUGUUAAUAAUUCAGUUUCGGAGGGGGCUUUUUGUGGGGCAGGACACAUUUUUUACCAAUACUCCGAGUCUUCUUCAUUUCUAUUGUUUUGUCACGGUUACGCAUUGAGACAGUUAGAGACACAACAAGAUGCAUUGGUAAAGAUUAAAAUGCUUGUACAGAA
Molecule: messenger RNA, 9229 nt
Organism: Carcharodon carcharias (great white shark)
Lineage: Eukaryota; Metazoa; Chordata; Chondrichthyes; Lamniformes; Lamnidae
Gene: nbeal2
Product: neurobeachin-like 2
Exons: 55
Coding region: 337-8679 (2780 amino acids)
Biological process (GO): intracellular protein localization
Cellular component (GO): membrane; cytosol
Molecular function (GO): protein kinase binding
Source: RefSeq, a predicted model, not a curated record